Molecule: messenger RNA, 1229 nt
Organism: Macrobrachium nipponense
Lineage: Eukaryota; Metazoa; Arthropoda; Malacostraca; Decapoda; Palaemonidae
Gene: Pex11ab
Product: peroxisomal membrane protein 11B-like
Exons: 5
Coding region: 329-1054 (241 amino acids)
Biological process (GO): peroxisome fission
Cellular component (GO): peroxisomal membrane
Source: RefSeq, a predicted model, not a curated record
UCAGUUGCCAACGUCUAGAUAAAACCUGCCUUUCGUAGCUUACCAAAGGUUGUGAUGAGUGAAGUAUAUGUUGAAUGGACUUUGAACAGUGAUAGACAACAAUACGAAGAUAUCAGUAUUGACAGACUGAGGAAUCUACACUAAUCCGUACAAUGCAUCUCUUACUUCUUUGAAUCACGUUGCAAAGGGGAAACUGCGUGUGGAUCCACCCUUCAAAAAAGUACUCUAACACAUCCUGACACCGGAGAUAGGCACCAGUCACGAGUCAUCGGUGGUGAGAGCAACGGAUCGAGACUUCUGCUAUCCUUUCGAAAAUAGUUGCAAUGCCAUGGAUCAGUGGGUGAAACUGAAUGCCUCAACAGCUGGAAAGGACAAACUUUUCAGGCUGGUUCAGUAUUUGAGUCGCUUUGUUUGGCAUAACCUGGAAAGCAGAAAGAAUCUUAGGGAUGCUGUGGCUCGCCUCAAGAUCAUUGAAAGCUCUUUUUCAUCUUUUCGAAAACUUCUCAGAUUCGGGAAGAGUCUGGAGGCAAUUCAUGGGGCUCUACGAACACUUCACCUCCCAGAUGCAUGUCUACGGGUAAUACUAACUAUGUCACGCAUAUAUCAGUCUUUAUUCCUUCUUAUGGAUCAUAUAAUAUGGAUUGGGAGAGCUGGACUGUUUGACAUAAACAAAGAGAAGUGGGCUAAGUAUGCCAACAGAUUUUGGCUGGGAUCAAUUAUUCUCAACUUGAUAAGAGAUUUUUAUGAAAUAAUGCUUAUCAUACAGAAAAGUGCUACCUGUAAGAAUCCAUUACCAUGCGCAUACAAGAAGUACCCAGUUGUCAGGACAGUUUAUGAUUGCAUUCCUGCCACUAGACCCCUUGUUUUGUUUGUUGAAGAGCACCGAGAUGUCUUUUGGGAUUCACUGAAGAACUUCUGUGAUAUUUGGAUUCCUUUGACAGGUCUUGGCCACACUAACUUUUCUCCUGGGAUGAUUGGUUUUCUUGGAAGUGUUUCCUCAUUUGCUGGACUUAUUGCUGUUUUAGAUCCUCUUGCCAAAUUAGCUCCUAUGUAGAAUUUAUCUUGAUUUUUUAGACCUAUACAUCAUGUUAUAUACCCACUAUAUGUUUUUAUGGUGUUAAUUGGGCUGUGAGUUGCAGACCUAAAGUGAAUUAUGUAACCAAGACUUUAAUGUUAGAAUAGUUAAGUUAUGAAUAAAGGGUAAGUUUUAUGCUCAUCUAAUAAUUUAA